Messenger RNA from Eublepharis macularius, 963 nucleotides. RefSeq names its product proto-oncogene Mas-like. Gene Ontology annotation, molecular function: G protein-coupled receptor activity. Bases 1 to 963 code for a protein of 320 amino acids. The record is from RefSeq and is a predicted model, not a curated record. Gene Ontology annotation, biological process: G protein-coupled receptor signaling pathway. Gene Ontology annotation, cellular component: membrane. Lineage: Eukaryota; Metazoa; Chordata; Lepidosauria; Squamata; Eublepharidae. The transcript has a single exon.
AUGGAAACAUCUUUUCACACUCUUUAUAGGAUCAAGAAAAAUGAUACAGAACUGGAGUUGUGGUCAAUAAACAAAUCUGAUUUCUUCAAGGACUUUAGGAUAGUUGCAAACAUAGGCUUUCCGUUCUGCAUUGUGGGUUUAAUUGGGAAUGGAAUUCUCUUCUGGCUUUUCUGCUGCACCAUCAAGAAGUCAAGGUUCACCAUCUAUGUUGCGAACUUGGCAACUGGUGAUUUUAUUAUACUUCUCCACUAUUUUGUUGCUUACCUUUUAAUUUUUUUACCAUCUCACGCUAGUUUCUACAGUCAACAUGUAAAGGUCAUAUCCUUAUUAUUUGGAUCUGGCACCAACAUCUAUUUUUUAACUGCUAUCAGUGUUGAGAGAUAUCUCAUGGUCUCUUCUCCGGACUGGUUUCAAUCUCACCGACCAAAGCAUCUCACAGUUCUUGUGUGUGUCAUUCUUUGGACCCUGUCCUUCAUACUGACCAUGAUAGAAUAUUUUUUUUGCCAUCCAAGAUAUUUACCAUCCCACAUUAUUGGAUUUUUGUAUUGUCAUACUGCAAUAGUUCUCCAAUACAUCAUCAACUAUAUAAUAUUUGUUCCUGUGAUGAUCCUUUCCACUCUGGCCCUUUUUAUCAAAAUGAAAAAUAAACCACCACAAAACCUUCAAGCAAGGCUUGAUAUCAGCAUUGUAGCCACAGUUUUUCUGCAUCUUCUACUCUCUACAUUUAUUAAAAUAGCUAUUUUCAUACAUUAUUUGGCUGCCUUUAUGCUUAGUUCACAAUAUCGCAGAGCUUCUCUGAUACUUGACUGCAUGGACGCCACUAUUAAUCCUUUUGUAUACCUCAUUGUUGGCUGCUGGAAGAGGGAGAAUGUCCAGGAGCCCUUCCAUAUGCUUCUUGACAGAGCUUUGAAGGAUGACUUAAAUAGCAACCAGACAACACAACCAGACCAAGAGAGGGCCUGA